UUAAAUCACUUGUCCUUUCUGCUUUGAAGAUAAAAGCUCUUUGAGAUCAAAGCGCUAGAUGCGGUAAAAAUAUUAUAAAUAGAAUAGCUCUUUGCCCGUUCGAAUCUGUCCAAGACAUACUUGAAGAAAAAAAUACCGUUUGUGUUGGAUAGAACUGGAAACAUUUAACUUGAAGAAAUGGCCGAGAACAUAAAUUUUAAACCAAAAGACAUUCUGUACAAUGACUCAACCAAAUACCAGAUAAAGAAGUUCCUGGGACAGGGGACUUUCGGAAAAGUGGCCAAAUGCAGAAAAUUAAGCACUCGGGAAGUGAUGGCCGUGAAGAUUACGCGGAGAGACUUGUCCUCCUAUGGCAGAAGAGAGGAGGCCAUCCUCACAGCGCUGAAAAAGCUUGAACCAGACAAACAUAAUUUGCUGAAGAUACUUGACAGUUUUAAUUAUAUGGGACAUAUUUGUAUGGUAUUUGAAAUGUUUGACAUAAGUCUUGAGGAUCUGGUGAAUAUAACGUCCCCACUGCAAUUGUCUGAGAUCAGAGUAAUGGCACAACAGAUGUUAGUGGCUCUGAAUGCCCUAAAGAGCAUACCUAUGGUACAUGCAAACAUCAAGCCAGACAACAUAAUGCUGGUUAACCAUAAGAUGCAGCCCUUCAAGCUGAAAAUGAUCAAUUUUGGCUUUGCUGAAAGGGUUGUUGCACUGAGGACAGGCUGUAAAAUUCAAAAAAAUGGUUACAGGGCCCCUGAGGUCAUUUUGGGCCUCCCACUGGGUGAGGCCAUCGAUAUGUGGGGACUUGGCUGUGUUUUAGCGUUCCUGUACCUGGGCAAGCACCUGUAUCCACUAUACUCUGAAUAUGAGGUCAUGAGAGUCAUCAUGCAGAUGAACGGUCAGCCUGAAGAUCACCUGCUAAAUGUUGGAAUUUAUUCCAAGAAAUAUUUCAUUAAGGACAAAGACUCCCCUGAUUCUCCAUGGAGAUUCAAAACAGUAGCUGAAUACAAGCUUACAAAACGUUGGGCGAUCACACCACGUAGCAGUGAUUCUGACACGUUUAACAGCUUUGAUGACUUGGCCAGACCAGUAAAGAAGACUACUAAUGAGUAUGAAGACACACGGGCCUUUUUAAGCCUCCUCAGACGCAUGCUACAUGUGGAUCCUGAAAAGAGAAUCACCCCCAGUGAAGCCUUAGGUCACCGUUUCAUCACAAUGAAACACCUUAGUUGUGACACUAACGACGACAUGUAUGUCAAAUCAGUCUGUCAGACCAUUAAAAACUGCCAGUUGGAGACGUCAUCUGUUGAAUUCGAGCCCUUUGUAACAUCAAGCGAAGAAAUUAGUUGGCAUGGACCUUCCCCUAAUAGUUCGGACAGCUCAAUUUCAACUAACAAAGAAACUGCCGAGGACACCGAUAAUGGACCACAAUGCACGGCUGCUGAAAAAAUUGACAGGACCACAGCUACAGAUGACAUGGACAAAACAUCAAAUCCUGAGGCUGAUAAGAAACCACCUGGCACAAAUGAGGCAGCUCCACCUGUCUCUCUCUUAAGUGAGAGAGGCAAAACAUCAAAUCCUGGGGCUGAUAAGAAACCACCUGGCACAAAUGAGGCAGCUCCACCUGCCUCUCUCUUACGUGAAGAAGAAACGGGCUUUGUUGAAGUCAAGUCCCGAAGGAAGUGGUUCAAGAGGAUCCGCAAAUUCUUCACCAGAAUGUUCAAAUCUUUUGAUUGCUGCACAGAGACCACUGUUAAACUUCUAACCUUAUUACAGCGAUAGCCCAGAAGCAAUAAAAUAGUUGAAGAAGAAACAGGCUUUGGUGAAGUCAGGUCCCAAAGGAAGUUGUUCAACAGGAUCUGCAAAUU
Scatophagus argus is the source of this 1850-nucleotide messenger RNA. RefSeq names its product homeodomain-interacting protein kinase 2-like. Gene Ontology annotation, molecular function: transcription corepressor activity; SMAD binding; ATP binding. Bases 178 to 1764 code for a protein of 528 amino acids. Gene Ontology annotation, biological process: intrinsic apoptotic signaling pathway in response to DNA damage by p53 class mediator; peptidyl-threonine phosphorylation; smoothened signaling pathway. The transcript is spliced from 2 exons. Gene Ontology annotation, cellular component: nucleus; cytoplasm; PML body. Lineage: Eukaryota; Metazoa; Chordata; Actinopteri; Scatophagidae. The record is from RefSeq and is a predicted model, not a curated record.